Molecule: messenger RNA, 690 nt
Organism: Microthlaspi erraticum
Lineage: Eukaryota; Viridiplantae; Streptophyta; Magnoliopsida; Brassicales; Brassicaceae
Source: the annotation of a GenBank genome assembly
AUGCCCAUGUAUGUGAUGUCAUGCUUUCGUCUGCCUAAAGGGAUUACAAAUAAACUCUCUAGCGCAGUCUCAAAUUUCUGGUGGAGUAAUAAUGGACAGACACGGGGAAUGCAUUGGCUAGCAUGGAAAAAACUUUGUCGGCACAAAAACGAUGGCGGCCUGGGAUUCCGUGUUAUUGAGGAUUUUAACACGGCUUUACUUGCAAAACAGUUGUGGAGGCUCAUUAACUUCCCCGACUCGUUAUUCGCACGGGUUUUCAAAGGACGUUAUUAUCGGAACGCAACUCCUAUGGACCCUAUUCGAUCUUACUCUCCCUCCUAUGGAUGGCGGAGUAUAGUUUCAGCUCGACCUCUGGUUAAAAUAGGACUUAUCAAAAGGGUUGGUUCAGGAACAUCUAUCUCUGUUUGGGAUGAUCCUGGAUUCCAGCUUCUACCCCGAGGCCAGCCACAGGAGAUGGGAUUAAUUACUACCCUCACCUCCGGUAUGGAUGUCUCUCUAAUUCUCGGGAUCCCAACCUCAAAUGUCGCCGACCAGACUCCAUGGGAUGGUUUUUUACGAAGACGGGGAGAUACACGCUUUGACGGGAUGCAUAGCGGUAGGGGUGAGACUCCAGAGUCGCGGUAUGCAGAUAGACCCACAAUGUAUGCGGUGUGGGAUGGCGGCAGAAACAGUGAACCACACACUGUUUGA